Bursaphelenchus okinawaensis is the source of this 1750-nucleotide messenger RNA. Lineage: Eukaryota; Metazoa; Nematoda; Chromadorea; Rhabditida; Aphelenchoididae. The record is from the annotation of a GenBank genome assembly.
AUGAAACCUGCGUCGAUUAAUAAUGCGAAAACACGGCUGUCCGAUCUGACUGAUCACAACGAAGCAGAGACUAAAAUGAAGGCGAGCAAGGGGUCCCAGCCUCAGCUGGACAGCAUGGAUAUGGACGUGUAUGCGAGCAAAGAGACUAAUCAUGGUGCAGAACCGUCGAUGGUACUCUUUUUCCAAGUAGGUUCAUUGUUAUGUAUAGCUGUACAGAAAGAUAUGUAGUUGUUUUAUUGUUAUUUGGAACGAGAGAUGAAAGAGGUUAUCGGAUUUCAGGUUUUGUUCCCUUUUUUAAUAGCCGGUAUUGGCAUGGUAUUUGCGGGUAUUCUAUUAGAUGUAGUACAACAUUGGCCGUUGUUUAAAGAAGUCCCUGAGACGUUUAUAUUGGUGCCAGCUUUGUUGGGACUUAAGGGCAAUUUAGAAAUGACAUUGGCUUCACGGUUAUCGACUCAAGUAAGUAGUUUUCUUGGUUUUUAUGUUUUAGGUAACAAUCUGCCAGUACGUGAAUCUAAAAUUGCAUAGUAUGCGUUAAAAUCUACUGAUAGUGAUUAUUUUAAGGCUAAUGUUGGUUGUAUGGACACGAAAGAGCAAAUCAAGGCUGUAGUUAUCAGUAACAUGGCGUUGUUACAAACUCAAGCUAUCGUAGUAACAUUCUUGGCAUCUGGAGCAGCUAUGGUAUUAGCUUGGGUGCCUAGAGGAGAAAUAGAUCUAAGUCACGCUGCACUAUUAUGUGCAAGCAGUUUAACGACAGCUUCACUAGCUUCGUUAAUACUUGGCGGUAUUAUGGUCAUAGUUAUCUUGAUCAGUCAGCGACAUAACAUCAACCCUGACAAUGUCGCCACACCAAUCGCGGCUUCUUUAGGUAUGUUGCAGUUUUAAUUUGGAAAUUUAUGACAUAGCUCAUGAUAUUUGUAUCUGGAAGGAGUUUGAUACGUACCUUUACUUUAAAUCAGUGAUUAGGUUGGUUUAGGUGACUUAACAACCCUAGCCAUCUUAUCAGCCUUUGGUUCAUUGUUCUUGAAGGCUCAUCAGACAGAAUCGUGGUUGAACGUGGUUGUAAUCUUUAUGUUUGUGCUUGCUCUGCCAUUUUGGGUAAGGAUAGCUAAGCGGGAAGAAGCGACGUUAAGCAUUCUACGCGAUGGGUGGUGUCCCAUCAUCUUCUCCAUGCUAAUCAGUAGUAGUGGAGGGUUUGUGUUGGAGACGGCCAUGAGGAAGUUUCCACAAAUGGCACUAUUUCAACCAGUUAUUAAUGGUACGUUUCAAAAUCAAUUCUUUUUACAGUCUCUUAUAUUAACGUACAACUAAUGAUAAGUAUUUUGAUGACUACAUUUUAUAUUCUUAUAAUUGCAUAUUGUUUUAGGUGUUGGAGGAAAUCUAGCUGCAGUGCAUGCUAGCCGUAUCUCCACGUUUUACCACAAGUCUUCGAACAUUGGCUUUCUACCUCACGAGUGGACGAUAGAGAGGUUCUACAGCUUCUCGAGGGCGUUCUUCAGCAAUGGUAAGCUUAAGGAAUGAUAUAGUUUAUUGUGAUACAGAUUGGGAUUCCCGCAGUGCUCGUGUGUUGUUGUUCCUGGUGGUUCCCGGCCACAUCUUCUUCAACUGGAUCAUCGGAGCUCUUCAUACGGGAGAAUCGCCUCCAUCUUCUGCUCUCUUUACCUCAAUAUACCUGGGCGCUGGACUAAUUCAGGCAAGUUUUUUGGCGGAAUUACUUUCUUUGAUAAUUUUGUUUGUUCCCGUUACUAUCUGA